Molecule: messenger RNA, 372 nt
Organism: Striga asiatica
Lineage: Eukaryota; Viridiplantae; Streptophyta; Magnoliopsida; Lamiales; Orobanchaceae
Source: the annotation of a GenBank genome assembly
AUGCAGUCACCACUACACCUAACGACUAACAGUAAUCCAACAUCCGCGACCACCAAGGUAUUUAACGACCUUCCCCUAGACAAUCCAUCUAUCGGCAAUUUCAAGUUUGUCUUGCCAGUAUAUCUUUGGAUUUUCAUUUUACUGCACAUUGCCAACGGUAUAGGGGCGGGCUACAACUGCGACGUGGCGUGGCUUUGGCUCUCGGGCCAAGGACUAGUCAAUUCGUUCAUUUUGUUUGAGAAGAUGCGAACCCGUCAAGAGAAUCCUGGAUGGAACGUGUUGGGUUUCGAACAUGAGGAUGAUCUACGCUUGCUAGUGUCUGGAGGCCAAGGAAUGAACUUAUGCCGUUUGUUGAGCAGAAAUGCACGCUAA